AUGGCCGCCAUGAAAACCAUCGCUCUCCUUGCCGUGAUCUCGGCCGCCGCCCUGGGCACCGCGUCGGCGGUGACCCACCGCGUCGGCGAGCCGGGCGGCGCGUGGGACCUCACCACCGACUACGGCAGCUGGGCGUCCUCCAGGGAGUUCCACCCGGGCGACGAGCUCAUCUUCAGGCACCAGCCAGGGGCGCACAACGUGCUCGAGGUCAGCAAGGCCGACUACGACUCCUGCAAUGCCACCAGCCCCAUCACCACCUUGGGCUCCGGCUUUUUCACCUACGUCGCCCUUCCCGCCGUCGGCACCCGCUACUUCAUCUGUGGUUUUCCUGGCCACUGCACCACCACCGGCACCGGCGGCAUGAAGCUCAAGAUCGACGUCUUGCCAGGUUCCCCCUCGUCGUCGCCCGCCCCGGUCAUGUCGCCGCCCUCCUCCGCCGCCACCUCUGCCAGGGCCACAAUAGGAUUUGCCGAUUUGGCCUUGUCGUCCUGCUGGCGACCGGUCUCAUGGCUUGAAAUGCAUGUAUUCUUCAUUAGCUGA
This is a messenger RNA of Triticum turgidum subsp. durum (durum wheat), 540 nucleotides long. The record is from the annotation of a GenBank genome assembly. Lineage: Eukaryota; Viridiplantae; Streptophyta; Magnoliopsida; Poales; Poaceae.